This is a messenger RNA of Condylura cristata (star-nosed mole), 5140 nucleotides long. It is a transcript of the gene LIG3, whose product is annotated as ligase III, DNA, ATP-dependent. The record is from RefSeq and is a predicted model, not a curated record. Gene Ontology annotation, molecular function: ATP binding; DNA binding; DNA ligase (ATP) activity. The coding region runs from base 129 to 3149 and encodes 1006 amino acids. Gene Ontology annotation, biological process: mitochondrial DNA repair; double-strand break repair via alternative nonhomologous end joining; DNA recombination. Lineage: Eukaryota; Metazoa; Chordata; Mammalia; Eulipotyphla; Talpidae. The transcript has 20 exons. Gene Ontology annotation, cellular component: DNA ligase III-XRCC1 complex.
CGCGCCGCCUCCAGCUCAGAGACCCGGCUUUAAAGAGACAGGCGCUACAACCGUCGUGGGCUGCCGGUGGCCUUUGGGCGCCGGGUCCCGGGGCCUGUGGAGUGUAACGGAACCCGGAAGGCAGCUGUAUGACUUUGACUUUCAAGAUCCUCUUCUCAUCAACCCUCUGUGCAUUCAGCCGAAAAGAACUCUGCCUGUUCCGAAAACAUCAUCCGCCUAACAUAAGACAAUUCAGCCAGUGGUCAGAUACAGAUCUGCUUCAGGGGCACUGCUUCCCCCAGAGAAGAAAGCCUGCUCUGUCAUUCCAGGGAGGCAAAUUAAGGCCCUGUGUCUCCUGCCUUGUUUUCUUGCCAGGGUCGCAUGUGGGACUGUGCAGUGGUCCCAGUAAGAUGGCUGAGCAGCGCUUCUGUGUGGACUAUGCCAAACGUGGCACAGCUGGCUGCAAAAAAUGCAAGGAAAAGAUUGUGAAGGGUGUAUGCCGAAUUGGCAAAGUGGUACCCAACCCCUUCUCAGAAUCUGGGGGUGAUAUGAAGGAGUGGUACCACAUUAAAUGCAUGUUUGAGAAACUGGAACGUGCCCGGGCCACCACAAAGAAAAUCGAGGACCUCACUGAACUGGAAGGCUGGGAGGAGCUGGAAGAUAAUGAGAAGGAACAGAUAAGUCAGCACAUUGCAGAUCUGUCUUCUAAAUCAGCGAGCACACCAAAGAAGAAAGCCGUUGUUCAAGCUAAGUUGACAGCCACUGGCCAGGUGACAUCUCCAACAAAAGGCACCUCAUUUGUCAGCAACACCAAUCCCCGGAAGUUUUCUGGCUUUUCAGCCAAGCCCAACAAUUCUGGGGAAGUCCACUCAAGCCCUCCCCUUCAGACAAGUCUGUCCUCAAGCAAGUGUGACCCCAAGCACAAGGAUUGUCUGCUACGAGUAUUUCGGAAGUUGUGUGCCAAUGUGGCUGAAAAUCCUAGCUACAACACAAAGACGCAGAUCAUCCAAGACUUCCUACGGAAAGGCUCAGCAGGAGACGGUUUCCAUGGCGAUGUAUACCUAACAGUGAAGCUGCUGCUGCCAGGUGUUAUUAAGAGUGUUUACAACUUGAAUGAUAAGCAGAUUGUGAAGCUUUUCAGCCGCAUUUUUAACUGCAACCCUGAUGAUAUGGCACGAGACCUAGAGCAGGGUGAUGUGUCAGAGACAAUCAGAGUCUUCUUCGAGCAGAGCAAGUCAUUCCCCCCAGCUGCCAAGAGCCUCCUUACCAUCCAGGAGGUGGAUGAAUUCCUCCUGCAGCUCUCCACGCUCACCAAAGAGGAUGAGCAGCAACAGGCCCUGCAGGACAUCGCCUCCAGGUGUACAGCCAAUGAUCUCAAGUGCAUCAUCAGGUUGAUCAAACAUGAUCUGAAGAUGAACUCAGGUGCAAAACAUGUGUUAGAUGCCCUCGACCCUAAUGCCUAUGAAGCCUUCAAAGCCUCGCGCAAUUUGCAGGAUGUGGUGGAGCGGGUCCUCCGUAAUGAGCAGGAGAAGGAGCCAGGCCAGAGGCGAACUCUGAGUGUUCAGGCCUCACUGAUGACUCCUGUGCAGCCCAUGCUGGCUGAGGCCUGCAAAUCCAUCGAGUAUGCAAUGAAGAAAUGUCCCAACGGCAUGUUCUCUGAAAUCAAGUAUGAUGGGGAGCGAGUCCAGGUGCAUAAGAAUGGGGACCACUUCAGCUACUUCAGCCGCAGUCUCAAGCCUGUCCUGCCUCACAAGGUGGCGCACUUUAAGGACUAUAUCCCCCUGGCUUUCCCUGGGGGCCAUAGCAUGAUUCUGGACUCGGAGGUGCUCCUGAUUGACAACAAGACAGGCAAACCAUUGCCCUUUGGAACUCUGGGAGUACACAAGAAAGCUGCCUUCCAGGAUGCUAAUGUCUGCCUGUUUGUUUUUGACUGUAUUUACUUCAAUGAUGUCAGCUUGAUGGAUAGGUCCCUGUGUGAACGACGGAAGUUUCUUCAUGACAAUAUGGUUGAAAUUCCUAACCGGAUAAUGUUCUCGGAAAUGAAGCAAGUCACGAAAGCUUCGGAUUUGGCUGACAUGAUAAACCGGGUGAUCCGUGAAGGCUUGGAAGGGCUGGUGCUGAAGGAUGUGAAGGGUACUUAUGAGCCUGGGAAGCGGCACUGGCUGAAAGUGAAGAAAGAUUAUUUGAAUGAAGGGGCCAUGGCUGACACAGCUGACCUAGUGGUCCUUGGGGCCUUCUAUGGACAAGGAAGCAAAGGCGGCAUGAUGUCCAUCUUCCUCAUGGGUUGCUACGAUCCAAGCAGCCAGAAGUGGUGCACAGUCACCAAGUGUGCUGGAGGCCAUGAUGACGCGACGCUAGCCCGCCUGCAGAAGGAACUGGACAUGGUGAAGAUCAGCAAGGAUCCCAGCAAGAUACCCAGCUGGCUGAAAGUGAACAAGAUCUACUAUCCUGAUUUCAUCGUCCCAGACCCAAAGAAAGCUGCCGUGUGGGAGAUCACAGGCGCUGAAUUCUCAAAAUCUGAGGCUCACACUGCUGAUGGGAUUUCCAUCCGAUUCCCUCGCUGCACCCGGAUCCGUGAUGAUAAAGACUGGAAGUCUGCCACCAACCUGCCCCAACUCAAGGAACUGUACCAGCUGUCCAAGGAGAGGGCAGACUUCACUGUGGUGGCUGGAGAGGAGGGGAGUUCCACCGCAGGGAGCAGCAGUGGAGAGAACGAGGGCACCUCAGGGCCCAGUGUGUCCCGCAAGGCCUCUGGAACCUCCCCCAGUGCCAAGAAAGCGGGAGGGAAGCUGAACAGCCCCAGCAGCAAAGGCGGCAACACACUGGCCGCAAAGCCUUCCCCUGUGAAACUGGGAGAGAGGCAGGCUGUGAAGUCUUCUCCUGUGAAAGUGGGGCAGAAGCGGAAGGCUCCUGACGAGACUCCUUGUCAGACGAAGGUGCUGCUGGACAUCUUCACUGGGGUGCGGCUCUACCUGCCACCCUCCACACCAGACUUCAGUCGUCUCAGACGCUAUUUUGUGGCAUUCGAUGGGGACCUGGUGCAGGAAUUUGACAUGGCCUCAGCCACACAUGUGCUGGGUAGCAGGGACAAGAAUCCUGAGGCCCAGCAGGUCUCCCCAGAGUGGAUUUGGGCAUGUAUCCGGAAACGGAGAUUGGUCGCCCCCUGCUAAGGGUGCUGCCUCCCCCACCUUUGGGUCAUUCUUUCCCUACCCCGUUGCUAGUCACUGGGCUGGGCUGGAGCUUGGGACAGGCAGGUGAGGGCUAGAACAGAGUGGAGAUGGGUUUUCUUCUGCAAGUAGUAUGUCGUCUAAAACCCACCCUCUGUCCGUGGGCUGCCCUAAAACUAGGAGUUAGUUGCUGUGGGUGCCACCAGUGUUAAGUCCUUUUCUCUUGCCUGGUUUACAUAGAUCUUGCAGAUCUGGGUGCUGGUUUUUGUCUUUUUGUUUUCUUUUAAAGAAGCUUAUUUUUUAAAAUAAUAUAUCCUGCAGUUGUAUUUUUGUUCUGUGCCCCCUAUAAUAUCCCAAGUGAUUCAGGAGCAAAGACUGGGCUAUUGAAGCUCUCACCCCAAAUAGCCAAGCCUGAUGUAAAACUCCCUGCCUGACCCUUUUGCUUCGUGCCCAUUUUAAAGUAUUUCAAAAACUCUCCCUAGAAAUACUUUGCAGGUUUGGCAAAACAUGUAUACAGCCUGACCUGUUUAUUUUUUUAUUUUAUUUAGUGCCAGGAACAAAGCCUCAUUUGAAAGAAAACAAGGUGCAUUUUAUGCCAUAAGUCUCUGUGUUUUCUCCUGUUCUAGAGUCUGAGUUCUGAUUUGAUGGGAAUGAACCAGGGUCAGGUAGGAAAAUGGAAUCCUUAUGAGGAAGAGGGGUUUGGGCUCCCCCCCGGGGAGUACAGGGCUUGCGAGGCCCUGCCUCCAAGUCUAAAGCAAGACAAGGUCCCACUUGAGGACCAGAGCACACAGCAGUACUGAGCCACCACAGCUGAUUUACAUGAAUAAAAGGGAAACAGUUCAGUGUAGACUGGUGCUGUUCAUCGAUCUUUCUGCAGCAGUGGCGCUGUCCUCUUGUCUGCGGGCCAACGCGAACGUGGCACUUUGGGCUGUGAAGCACUAAAAUGCGAGGUUUGGCCAACAGGGAGGGAGUGAAGCUUUCAUUUUAACUUUGGUUACAUGUGUUAGAGACUACCACAUUGGACAGUGCAGGUAGACAGACUGGUUCUAAUCCGAGCCCAGGAACUUAAAUAGCUGUAACCUUACGCAAGUUACUAACAUCUGAGCCUCUGCUCCCCCAAAAGGAAUGGGGAUACAGAGUGUACCUAAAUCAUGUGUUGUGGUAAAGAUUAGUUGAACUCAGGUGUGUUAUGUAAAAGCUCUUAGCACACAGCCCAGCAAAGAUGGAGAGCUGGGGAAAUCCACACUGGCAUACAUGGCCAGACACUACCAGGAGGGACACUUCAGAAGUGUCAACACCCUUCUCCAGGCCCACAUCUGCCUGUUGCUGGUCACAGAUUGGCUUGAAGGUUUCUGUUUUCUGCACUCCUGAAGGUCAAUUUUUUUCUUAUUAACAAAUUGGUGGGCUUGUUUUGUCUAUGAGUAGGGCUAACAUGAUUCAAGUUCAGGAAUACACUUGAGUGUCUGAGCCUCCAGGGUUGGGCCUCACCACCGCCCCCCAGCCCUCUGCUGCACUCAGUACUCUGCUCCACUUGAUGAUCAAGUGCGAGGGGUGGCCCUGAUUAGCCCAAGACAUUUGAUUUUUGAUAAGCACCAGUCUGCUUCAGUAUUGACAGCAAGAUAUUCUUUAUUCUCUCUGGAGACAAAAAGCUGCUCCUCAAAGCAUUGACCCAUGUAGAUUUCUAAGCCCCACCCCAUCAGCCUCCUUAGGCCAAGCAAACGGGACAGGGCAGCAGGACAAGGCUCUGCCCUCAGGGUUCUGUCAGAGGACACCAGCAUUGCCCUAUGGCCUGGAUGGCCUAGCCCCUCCUGCCCACUCUGAUCACUUAUGCUCAGCCUGCACUCUCCUCCAGAGGGCCCUGCCAGCUGCAGGGGAUGAUCUCAGGAAUGAGCUUGUCUUUUGGCCCUACCCUUCCUUGCUGGGUGUUAUUUGCAAUUCAGGGUUCACACAUUUUGUCUUAUCUUCUUUUAACCUUUCUGAUGCCUGUUUUUUUU